CAGGAGGACAGGUGGGAGCUCCGGUUUGACGAGCUGCUGUUGUUCUCAAUACAAAGAGAGCAGAGCCGGAGAAACACUUUAUAUUCACAUUAAAAUAAAAACAUGAACACGUUACGGUAAAUUAAAAUAUUAUCCGCUAAAACUAAAGUAACCUUUAUGACCGUUUUCUCGUGAAAAAUGCCCAACAAAGGAGAAAGAAAUUCAACAGAAACUGCGCAGUCAUAGUUUAAUGGGAGCGGUGACUUGAGCAGAUAUGGCAGCUGACGACAAGGUUGCCAUCCUGACGGACGACGAGGAGGAGCAGAAGAGGAAGUAUGUGUUGGCCGAGCCGUUCAACACGAUGUCAGCGGAGCGGCCGGCGGGGGCGUCUUCCACACCGCCGCCGCCCUCGGACACGCCGCCCGAGCAGCCGGCGGCCUCCCAGCCCGACUCCAUAGACUGCUGCGAGAGGAUGUGCCUCCGCAUCAACACUCACCUCCUCGUCUCCAAAGUCUUCUACUUCUUCUUCUACGCCGCCUACGGCUCGCUGCACCCGCUCCUCGCCGUGUACUACAAGCAGCUCGGCAUGUCGGCCAGCCGCAGCGGGCUGCUCGUCGGCAUCCGCUACUUCAUCGAGUUCUGCAGCGCCCCGUUCUGGGGCGUGGUGGCCGACCGCUUCAAGAAAGGGAAGGCCGUGCUGCUGUUCUCCGUCCUCUGCUGGCUGGUGUUCAACUGCGGCAUCGGCUUUGUCAAACCAGCUGAGAUGAAGUGCGAGGAGAAAGGCGCCGCGCCUCCAACCACGGUGACGCCUGCGAUGACGACGCUCCCGAAUGUUAACUUAACGCAGCCCGGCAACUCCACCAACCACACCAGAAGCCGCCGGAGCUUUCUAGACUUGGCUGGACUUCCUGAGAUCCUGGACUCUUAUAUCGGUGCGCUCCGCAGGCGCCGGCGAAGCGUAGACGUAAACGCAACUUCAGCUCCCGUAGAGCAGGCUGUCACCACUCUGCUCAAGCCAAACUCCACGCUCUCCCCACCAAACACCACCCUCCCCAGAACCACCACCACCACCACCACCGCCGCCCCUGCUCCGACCAAGGCCAAGGAGUACCAGAUCACCUACGACAACGAGCAGGUGGAGAACAUCUUCCUGCUCAUCCUGCUCGUCAUCAUCGUGGGCGAGUUCUUCAGCGCUCCGGCCGUCACCAUCGUGGACACCGUCACCCUGCAGUACCUCGGGAAGGCUCGCGACCGCUACGGCCUGCAGAGGAUGUGGGGCUCGCUGGGCUGGGGUCUGGCCAUGCUGCUGGUGGGCAUCUGGAUCGACCACACCCACUUAACCGUGGUGUUUGACAGCAUCGACUGCAUCGUGCCCGAGGUCCGCCUCCACAACUACCAGAUCGCCUUCAUCGUCUUCGGCGUUCUGAUGGGCGUGGCGUUCAUCGUUGCUACGCAGUUUUACUUUGAAAAAGGUGGCGACUACCUGCAGGAGCUUCCAGAGGGGGUGGAGGUCGCUGGGAGCCCGAGAGCUCUGCCAGAGUCCAGCUCGUCAGAGCAGACGCCCACCAGCCCCGACGCUCCGCAGGACUUCAGCUACAGCGACCUGCUGAAGCUGCUCUGCAGCGUGCGCUACAGCUCCGUCCUGUUCGUGGCCUGGUUCAUGGGCUUCGGCUACGGCUUCGUCUUCAGCUUCCUCUACUGGCACUUAGAGGACCUGAAGGGGACCACCACACUGUUCGGGGUCUGCUCCAUCCUGAGCCACAUCUCUGAGCUCGCCGCCUACUUCACCAGCCACAAGUUCAUCGAGCUGGUCGGACACGUCAGGGUGCUGUACAUCGGGCUGGCCUGCAACACCGCUCGCUACCUGUACAUCUCCUACCUGCAGAACGCCUGGACCGUCCUGCCCAUGGAGGUCCUUCAAGGUGUGAGCCACGCCUCAGUCUGGGCGGCCUGUAUCUCCUUCCUGAGUGCGGCGGUCCCCCCGGCCCUGAGGACGUCGGCACAGGGCAUCCUACAGGGCCUCCACCUCGGCUUGGGCCGCGGCUGUGGAGCCAUGGUGGGAGGAGUGUUCGUCAACUACUUUGGUGCUGCAGCCACGUUCAGAGGAAUCGGCAUGGCCUCCCUCGUCAUCCUCCUCAUCUUCGCCUUGAUCCAGUAUCUCACCGGAGAGGCUGAGGGGAAAGAGGACAAAAUGCUGGCUGAGAACAUCCCGGUUCCCUCCAGCCCGGUUCCCAUCGCCACCAUCGACCUGGUGCAGAGCCACGCCGCCGCCGCCGGGAGCCCCUCGCCGGCUCGCCAGGCCGCCGCGUUGCCUGUCAAAAAGACAAAACACCAGGAGGAUCAGGAGGACGUGAGCAGGCCGGCCUGGGUGCUGUCUGGCGCCCCCUGGGUCACCAUCGCCUUCGCCAUCGUCCAGAUCAAGGAGAUGAUGAACCUGGCUAAAGGCGGCGGCCCGCCCACAGAGACUCAACCACUGCAGGUACCUAAUGAGCAGGCGUCGGCCGAGUACGAGGCGGUGGCGACGUCACACAGAAACCCGACUGAUGACGGCACAGAUACACCCACACAGCAACCAAACAGCUCCCACCUAGCACCCGCAGACUCUAACCAGGACAAAGACCAAACGCACCCAGACACGGGACAAGAAAACCCAGCCUUCUCCGCUGAAGACACACACUGACUGUUCCUUUGGAGGAUAUUUAAGUUACACACACUGAGCUUUAAACUGUGUGUGUUUUAUUACUGCAAAAAUAUUCAUGUUAACAAGUCGGUCCGUCUCGAGUUCAGCCUUAGAAUCUGUCUGAUCAGGUAGAGAUGAGUCAGGAUCUGAACUGAACACUGUAUUUUUACAGAUUUACUGUAACGGUUAUCUUACAAUUAUCCUAUAAUUCUGGAAAUAAUUUAAAAAUGGUGCAACUCAUUUUAAUUAGAAGAGUUUUAAGACUCAAGUCUGACUCAUUUUAGUGGAUUGUUUUUGCAACGGGGAGUGUUGUUUGAAGCUGGAGGGAGCGCUUGGUGGCAUUUGCCCCUUUAGAGGUGGUCGAAUUCAACUACCCUCCUAGCGCUGGGGCAUUAUAUUUACUGUCCUUUACCGGUGGAGAGUGAAGGAAAAUCCUUCAAAGUUAUUUAUUAACUUAAUUUAGAUUUUUAAAAAGUGAUGAAAUCUGACAAAACGUGGAUUUAAUUCUGCAGUUCCACAAUAACAGUGUUUUAAAAUACCUCAUAUGCCAGCACAAAAUUUAAAAAAAUAAAAUGCAAAAAAAAAAAAACAUUUUAGAGAUUUUUUUUAUUUGCAGUACUUAUUUUUCAUGCACUGUUAUACAAAAGUUUUCCAGUCUGAACCUUCUGAGUGAUAAUUGUUUUUGUUUUUUUACACCAUCAGUUUGCACACUAGAGUUUGUGCACAUAAAUUCACAAUAAAAAUGCUUUUCCCCCCCAGAAAUUAAUAUAUUUUAUAAUUUAUCUUCCCAACAAACAAAUAAUCGUCGACAUGAAUUAUAAAAUGAGUAAGAAAGUUGACUGAAAUUUGGCUAAACAGAAACUAAAUCAUAACUUCAUUUUCAGGAAUUAUUGUUAUAUACUGCAGGGAAAUAACGGGAAAUAUUCUGGCCAAUAUGAUCAUGAAACAAGUAUUUAAUCUAGUGUGUCAAAUCCUGCAGAAACCCUGAUUUAUCCUGCAUAUUUAUUUAUUAUUGAGCAGCAAGUUUAAAACUUUAAAAAAGAACCAUAAAAAAACAUAAUCACCAUUAGUCAUGUCAGUAUUGAGAUUAGGAUUAUUAAACACAUUUAGUCAUUGACUUUGGAAAGGUAUUUUUUUUUUUUAAAUGUAUUAAUUGUGGGCUUUUAAUCAAUUUUCAUGCACUUUAAAUCCAAUUCAACUAAAAAACAAAGGGAAAAAAGGGGGGAAAAUUAUAAUUAAAUGAAUUAUAAACAUGCACUUAUUGCCUUUGACAAUAAAAACAAAAAUUACAAAAUAUUUAAUUAUAUGCGGGUUUACAUGACAGGAAACACGUUGACCUUUCACCUUUUGUUUCAGAUUUCGUCACUUCUUUAAAAACAAAAACACACUUUUAAUACUCAGUAACUGCUGGUUGAGAUAUAUUUAUAUGAUUUACCGAAGGAGCGGUGAUGAAGAAGUGCCUCUUUUAAACACACUGUAAGCCUCUUAAUCAUUAUCUUUAUUCUAACUUAUUAUGAUGAGAUGUCAACGAGGAGCCCUUUACUGAGCGACACUCCAACAGGAAGAUCUGUCUCACUGAGGGUCUUUUUAAAGCCCGAUUCCAAUAUUUUUGUAUUGAAGCUGCCAAUAGCCGACACGCUAUAUUUACUGUCUUUGUUUUCCAUUUUCAUGCCAAACAAUUCCCAGUAUUGUGUGAUUUUCGUGUCGUCUAGAUGGAAAUUCCCUCAGAAACAGAGCUAGCAAGAUGAAGAAAUUCUGUUUUUUUUCUGUAAAACUGAUUGAUUAAAGGAUGUUUUUGCCCUUUAA
Centropristis striata (black sea bass) is the source of this 4465-nucleotide messenger RNA. Its product is annotated as major facilitator superfamily domain-containing protein 6-A-like. NCBI's taxonomy places the organism in Eukaryota, Metazoa, Chordata, Actinopteri, Perciformes, Serranidae. Gene Ontology annotation, biological process: antigen processing and presentation of exogenous peptide antigen via MHC class I. The record is from RefSeq and is a predicted model, not a curated record. The transcript has 7 exons. Bases 254 to 2659 code for a protein of 801 amino acids. Gene Ontology annotation, cellular component: plasma membrane.